UUGGUGGGAAGUGGGAACUGGUGUCAUGUGUGGUGGCAACACUAGACUAUACUAAAAUCUUUUCAUUUUUAUAUUUUCAAAAUAUCUUCCAGUUAUUCUAACUUUACACAUUCCUGCUUCCUGCUACAUUUUGCUGCUUAUUCUUAUCUUGCUAAUUUAUGUUUUUAUGAAAUACGUAUGAACAGCGGUUUGAAACCUACAUAACCUAUACAUCUUCCAGUAAUGUUGUUAUUCCCAAAGAGUAAAGUUAUUCCUAUCCCGAAAAGCAACUGAUAGUGAAUUAUUGACCAUAGCAGCUGCACCGCCUGUUAUUCACUGCGCUGCUUCCUGUGCAGUUUUGCUUGACCUGUUUCAUUCAGUGUUGGUUUGUGUGCUCAGGCAACAAGAAGACACAGCGCGGGAUAGCACAAGUAGUAAAUAGACAAUACCUAGUACAUGUUGCAUAAAAGUUUUCCUACAUGUUCAUUGUUGGUAAAAAUUAAACAUCUCAAAUUAUUUAAAAUGGCAAAAAGUUCAUUUGAAUAUGUCAAAAAUUUUGAGCUGGAUGACACUCUGUUACCAAAUUCUUGGAUGGUUAUCAGGUUAGAUGGUAAAUGUUUCCACAAGUUUUCAGAAGAUCACAAUUUUACAAAACCUAAUGAUUCAAGAGGAUUAAAAUUAAUGAACUAUGCUGCUUAUUCUGUACUGAGUGAGUUUAAUGAUCUGUUGCUGGCAUAUGGACAGAGUGAUGAAUAUUCAUUUAUAUUUAAAAAGACUUCAACACUAUAUAAUAGGAGAGCCGCAAAGUUGCUUACGACUAUUAACAGCAAGUUCACUUCAUCAUAUGUCUUUUACUGGAAUAAAUUUUUUGAUGGAGAACAAUUAAAGUAUCCACCUACAUUUGAUGGACGCAUAGUUGUGUAUCCAUCUGAAGAGAACCUUGUUGAUUACCUGAAAUGGCGGCAAGCAGAUGUGCAUAUUAAUAAUCUCUAUAAUACAACAUUCUGGACUCUUGUUUUACAGGGCAAUCUCAGUCCUGCUCAGGCUGAAAAACGUUUGUGUGGUACUGUGUCUGCUGAUAAAAAUGAAAUCUUAUUCAAAGAAUUUAACAUAAAUUACAAUAAUGAACCUGAGAUGUAUAAGAGGGGAACAUUGCUGAUAAGGAAAACUUUAUCUAAUGAAGUAUUGAACAAAAACAUUUCUGUGAUUGUGGAUGUCCACAGUGAUAUGUUAAAAGAUACAUUUUGGAAAGAACACAGCGCCUUGUUAUCUAAAUCUAAGCAGCAGCUAAACUAUGAUGGACCAAUCACAGAUAUAUUGAAUGAACAGAUUGCUAGCAAAGCAAAAAUGGCACAAGAACAAGUAGAAAUAAGUGUAUAAGAAGGCAAAUAAAGACAUUUUUUGAAAUA
Maniola jurtina (meadow brown) is the source of this 1388-nucleotide messenger RNA. It is a transcript of the gene THG, whose product is annotated as probable tRNA(His) guanylyltransferase. The coding region runs from base 436 to 1359 and encodes 307 amino acids. Gene Ontology annotation, molecular function: magnesium ion binding; tRNA guanylyltransferase activity. NCBI's taxonomy places the organism in Eukaryota, Metazoa, Arthropoda, Insecta, Lepidoptera, Nymphalidae. The transcript is spliced from 2 exons. The record is from RefSeq and is a predicted model, not a curated record. Gene Ontology annotation, biological process: tRNA modification.